GAGUGCGGCGGUGCCGAGGUUACAAGAGGCUGGUCCGGGCAGAGGGGCGAGCGGCUGUUUGCUGUGGAGGAGGCGGCGGCGCCCGGCAGACUGUGUGUUGGGGAUGCCUCCGAACCCUCCGUCAUAGCAGAGGCGAGUGUGUUGAUCACGUGCUGGAGAAGUGCUUUCUCGUCCCAGAUAUAACCAAGAUGGCCGUGGCUGUGCAGAGCUACCUCAUCACCCACCUGCUGGUGGCCAUGUUUGGAAUGGGCUCCUGGCUGGCAGUGAACGCCUUGUGGGUGGAACUUCCCGUGGUGACAAAGAGCCUGCCCGAAGGGUGGAAUUUGCCAGCUUACCUGACUGUGUUGAUCGCUUUGUCCAACAUCGGCCCCCUCUUUGUCACCCUGGCCCACAAGUUCUCCCCGGGUCUGCUGAACGAGCGUUGCGUCAUCUACUCCAUCCAGACACUGGGUGUGAUGUCCUCGAUCGCCCUGGCCCUGAGCUGGGACGGGACAGUGGUCAUUGGUGGGGAGCAGCAUAGCGUUGCCUUCCUGACCUUGACCUUCAUCCUGGCUGCUGUCUGCUGCACCUCCAACGUCACCUUCCUGCCCUUCAUGUUCCACCUGCCCUCCAGGUUCAUCAGGUCCUUCUUUGUGGGCCAGGGUCUGGGCGCCCUGAUGCCCUGCCUUGCCGCCCUGGUGCAAGGAGUCAGCAAGCUGGAGUGUCGCAAUGUCACGGGCGACAAUGGCUCUCACUCUCUCCAGCCGCACUACCUGCAGGAGAACUUCUCGGCCGGCUCCUUCUUCUGGCUCCUGGCCGUCCUGAUGGGUGUCUCCUUGCUCUCCUUCAUCGCCCUGACCUGGCGGGCGGCCAGGAGCAGCGUGCCACGGGAGCAGGGCACGGGCGAGGAGUCGUGCCACCUCUCGGCCGAGGCAGAGGCGGCCCCCAAGCCAUCCUCGCCGUUCUACAGCCCUCGCACCGUCUACCUGCUCAUCUUGCUGGCCGUCUCCAACGCCUUGACCAACGGCGUGCUGCCAUCUAUCCAGACGUACUCCUGCCUUCCCUACGGCAGCACCACCUUCCACUUGGCAGUCGUGCUCGGCAACUUGGCCAACCCCAUCGCUUGCUUCAUCACCAUGUUUGCCCUCUGGAGAUCGAGUGUUGGACUGAGUAUACUAGCAUUGCUGGGGCUGCUGUUUGGAGCCUACAUUCUGACACUGGCAGCCUUCAGUCCAUGCCCUCCGCUGUUGGGGAAGUCGACAGGCGUUACUUUAGUGGUGGUUGCGUGGAUGGUGUUCACGGGCCUGUUCUCCUACGUAAAGGUGGUGAUCAGCAGCAUCCUGCACGAGGCAGGCCACCUCGCCCUGGUGUGGUGCGGGGUUGCCAUCCAGGUGGGCUCACUGCUGGGAGCGCUGGUGAUGUUCCCGCUGGUCAGUGUCUACCACCUCUUCAUCUCCAGCCAGCCGUGUGUGGAUACCUGCAGCCACUGACCUGGCACUGAGCACCUGGGACCAACUGGGACAUUAACCCUGCCGGGAUCAACUGUGACAACGGCAUCAGAACACUUCACUGAUAAUCUGGAGACUGCACUCCCGAGGGAAAUGCAUUGUUUUGUUUGCUUUGUCCCAGGUUCUUUCCCUCUGGUGUUUUUCUCCACCCCCUUCCCAACCAUGUUUUCAUUUGGCUGGCCUGCUCUCUCUUGGUCAAUAUUGUUGUUAGUGUCUCCACAUUCAUUAAUGUUUUGCUCUGUUAACUCAGUUGAAGAGUGAGAUGGGCAGGGUUUUGUCAUUUUCACUGGUAGAUGGUACACCCCUCUUUAUUUUGACCACCAACGCUGCAGGGACCUACUGAUCAGCGUGAUGUGGUCGAUUUUCUGGGGGUUGGAGGGAAAUCACCCAAGCAUUGGAGGGACUGCUUGACUUGAGGGCUGGGAUGUGGUCCAGGGGGCAAAAGGGUGUGAUGUGCCAACUUAAAUGAUCCCCGUGGAAAUAAGCUGGCCCUUGGUGCCUUUCUCUUUACACUUUGCCCAAGGUUAACCUUUCCCUGUCGUAGGACAGGGCUGGUCUCCCUUCACACGCUCUCCCAGCCUGACACACAAGGCCAGGGUCUGACUGCACUACAAUUAACCAGCUAACACUGGGUUCCCUCACUGAGGCCUGAAAGAACCAAUAGCCUUAGUAUUUGUUCAUCUCGUUACAGGAAGUAUGGACACAUUUUUAAAACUUGAAUAAACGUAUUAUUUCUCUAAA
Amblyraja radiata (thorny skate) is the source of this 2228-nucleotide messenger RNA. RefSeq names its product solute carrier family 52 member 2 (gene slc52a2). Gene Ontology annotation, biological process: riboflavin transport. The transcript has 5 exons. The record is from RefSeq and is a predicted model, not a curated record. NCBI's taxonomy places the organism in Eukaryota, Metazoa, Chordata, Chondrichthyes, Rajiformes, Rajidae. Gene Ontology annotation, cellular component: plasma membrane. Gene Ontology annotation, molecular function: riboflavin transmembrane transporter activity. Bases 189 to 1469 code for a protein of 426 amino acids.